This is a messenger RNA of Amorphotheca resinae ATCC 22711, 1655 nucleotides long. RefSeq lists its product as hypothetical. The transcript has 2 exons. Bases 431 to 1333 code for a protein of 300 amino acids. The record is from RefSeq and is a predicted model, not a curated record. NCBI's taxonomy places the organism in Eukaryota, Fungi, Ascomycota, Leotiomycetes, Helotiales, Amorphothecaceae.
CGACGUCGGUUCAACUGUUCAAUUGUUCACCUUCAGAGGCACCAGCAUCCCUCAGAUUCUAUUGCAGUACUGUUCUCUGCCGCUUGCAAUCGACAUCCAGCACAUAUCCCCGGCACCUGUUGCGGAUCUUCUCCGCGGUUCUGCAACCCCCAGGCUAUCCGGCUUCUGUCGCCAAUCCUCCCCCUUCUCAUCCAGCAGCAAGUCUCUAGAAAGCUGCUAUCGGCGCCGGAACAGCUCGACCGCUGCUAGUCAUCAGAGAUAGGGGCUAAGACUUCGUCGUCAACUCUGACCGAUACCCGUCUGGCAGGAUCUCCAACCUCAGCUCUAGUCUGCUCUUUGGACAGCUACUCAGGUAGCCGCCAGCACCCAAGCUGGGCUAUCUGCUGCUCCUGGCACAGCUUCCUUUGCUUCUAUCUCCCCCGGGUUGACUAUGCUCGCCAUGCCGACGACAGGUUUCCAGGCUAUGGGUCCCGGUGGACCUUCCCUCUUUGUGCCCACACAACAGCCUGGGAUCCCCACGUUGGAAACGAUCACAUAUCAACAUAUUCACGAGACGUCUUCUAAAAGGAUAUCAACGUUAGACUAUUUGAGAAAAGCUCAUGAGGGACGAGUAUAUUGGUUCAACACAUUAUUAUUCAACAAGCCUGAUCUACAACGAAUGCCUUCCUUCGAUCCUCGAAAACUGGCUCGGCGGGCAACGAAUUAUCUCCUCCUGGGUCUCUCCCUGCCCACAGCUCUCGAAUUGAAUGGUGUGAAUGCUGUGGAAUACCUGAAGACAUGGAACGCCCUUUUCACAGAGUUCGAGGCUUUCCAGCAAACACAUCCGGAUGGCUCCACAUUAUCACGAGGCAGAUUCCCUCAGAUGUUCAAGCGUGCAACUGUGACGGCGAGCAAGGGACGUCGAUCAAGCGCAGCGUCAGAAAUAGGGCUUCCAAUGGGCAACGAUCAUUCCGACUCGAAGUCCACGAAUGGAAGCGUUUCCGCAGGUAGCUCGAACCAGGUUACCUUGUUUCCAACCAGCGAGAAUGACCUUCUGCCCGGAGAGGAAUAUACACAUCUAUUGACGCCCUCGCUGCCUUUCGAUCCCGAUUUCUAUGAGACAUUCGCAACGCUGUGCGACGUUUUGAUCGAUUGUUAUACGAGACUUAUGGAGUUGGUUUCCUCGCCCCGGGAGUGCAAUCCGGUCGUAGCAGAAAUGUUUACGAAGGCCGAUGCGAGGGUUCGAAAGCUUAUUAUACAAGGUGUGGUGAAAGAAUUUGAGGAGAGCAGUAGAAGCGGAGUGAAGAGCGAAGUGGCUGGCGUUGGGAAAGUCGUGUUGGGCGGUUUGAUGUGAGGAGCACUGCAUAUGAUACCAUGGAAGGCGUUGAUGAGCGAACCUUAUGAUUUAUGGCUGAAAUGAUGGAUGAAGAUGUCAAGGGUGACAUGGCUUGAAGCCGAGCUCUGCUUCGAAGCAUAAUAUAAUGUAAAUUAGAAGUACUCGUCUAUGUACGCAGAGAACCAAAGACGCAGGAAACAGGAAACAAGAAGCCUCCCAAAGUUCAUCAGAUACCAUAACGCAAUUUGUGUCAUCAACGAGUGGCACCGCUUUUACACGGGCACACAUCAGUGCUUGACUCUAUUUUGGUAAUCAUCACCUGAACAAGCUCGAGUCCAGC